AUGUUAACACUUCAAGAUCUCAUUGUGCCAAUUCCUGAAUAUUUGUCUACAUUAUUUAAGGCUAACAAGAAUAACACGUAUUCUUAUUUGGAUAAAUAUAAAGUAUUUAAAAAAAUCGUAGAGUACAACUUACGUGAACGUGGCCUUCUUCCGAAUAGCAGUAAGGAAUUUUGCAAAAUAACUCGACAUCUUUGGGACAGAAGAGACAAUAACUUCAAGAAGUUUAUCGAAAGAUAUACUAAAAAGGUGAAUUUUUGCCGCAGAAAAAGUUUACCUCUUAAUGUUAAAUCUUUCGAGCCAAAAAAUAUGGAAGACUCAAGAAAAGUCACAUCAACUGACAUCGCUUCAGUCAACACUACCAUCCAGGUUUCGAAUUUUUUUAAUGGAUUUCCAUCAACUUCGGAUGAACGAAUUGUAUUUACACGAGAUUUCGACAUGAUUGGGGGUAAUAAAGAUAUGGUUAGCAAUGUUAUUCAAUUUACUAUAGGCGAACAAGCCAUAAAUAACCAAUCUUUUGACAUGGUUGAAGGCAAUAUUAAUACGGUCAAUGAAGAAGAAAAGGUUAAAUCUCUCUUUGAAGAAUUUAUUGAUAAAAAUGCUUAUGAGUGA
Messenger RNA from Racocetra persica, 609 nucleotides. The record is from the annotation of a GenBank genome assembly. Lineage: Eukaryota; Fungi; Glomeromycota; Glomeromycetes; Diversisporales; Gigasporaceae.